Molecule: messenger RNA, 7457 nt
Organism: Vespa velutina
Lineage: Eukaryota; Metazoa; Arthropoda; Insecta; Hymenoptera; Vespidae
Product: dual specificity protein phosphatase 15
Exons: 8
Coding region: 1614-2663 (349 amino acids)
Biological process (GO): protein dephosphorylation
Cellular component (GO): cytosol
Molecular function (GO): protein tyrosine/serine/threonine phosphatase activity
Source: RefSeq, a predicted model, not a curated record
CUCUCUCUCUCUCUCACUCUCACUCUCACUCUUCUAUUAGACAAUAGACCAUAAUCAUUUCAUUCGAUUGGGGUUCGUUAAUCGUGAUCUCGUUAAUUGAUUUGACCAACGCUUCUCAUGUUUUACAUAAAUUUCCUACUUAGUAAAGUUUUUUUCAGCUGUCAGAAAAUUUGUAAAAUUCCCUUCUUUUUAUCGUGAAGAUUUAUCUUUGAAAGAUGUAAUUCCUAUACGGAUAUUUAAUGAUUUUCAUUGGUAUUCACCGAGAAUCGUUUCGGAUUUUGCUAUUCGUUUGGUCGUUCAAGGUAAAUUAGAAAGGACGUGUAUAAAAUGCGAAUUUGUUCUUCGUUACCUCCUCCCCACCACGUGGCCCUUGCCGUUGCCCCUUUCACGGUUUGAUGUUUCCCCUUCUACCGACGCACACAAAUACACCCUCCCACCCACACACUCACACACACUCACACACACACACACACACAUACACAAACACUCUCUCUCUUUCUCUCGCGGACGCCUUUACGCUGCUCCCAACCUGACAGUGUCCCUGUAUCCUCGCAACACUCCUUCCUAUACGGUGAGCGGGAUAGUUUUCGCACGACGCGCCCUUCCAUCAAAGCUACCGAACGAGGAAAGUACGGCUAAGCCAUUUCUAUCGUCGUCCGUCAUUAGUGCACGGAUCGUGUGUUAUCAAUCAUCGGAUCCGUGUCGUGCCGACGAGAUGUGAUUUGCAGGAUCUAUGACGGGAAAAAUACUUCUUUUGGAACGAGGCAAGCAGAGGGACGAAGAGGAACGGUUGGUCUUUAAUCAUGCUCGCUCGUUGAAAAAAAGCGCUUCGAGAGGAGAUAGCUACAGCAAGGGAGGUGGGUUGGGACAGAUAUACAAAAGGAAAUUCUGAACCUGUGCUUUCCAGCUUCCAGUCAGCGAAUGAAUUUCUCUGUGAACGGAAUGUAUCUCUUUCGCUCGUUGGUCAAUUUUCUUCUUACAUAAAGUCGAUUUAUAAGCGCUACCGAGAUCGCGACCAAGCCUUCCGAGCGUCGCUUCGAAGAACGAAAGAUAGAUAUAUAUAUAUAUACAUAUACAUAGAGAGAGAGAGAGAGAGAGAGAGAGAGAGAGAAAAGAUAGAAAUAGAAACAAUACUCAGCUAGAAAAAUAACCCAUGACGAAUCAUGAUAGCGCGAGGACCAUCAGAGAAAAUAGUUCGGGGAGAUGGCUUCUGCCGAUCCGGCAGACUUUCGAUAUCAUUAAGAACAACUCGAAAAUUUAAAAUUCGAUUUUAACGUUCGACCGUCUCAUAAAAUACUCAGAAGAGGCUAAGAAGAAAAACGGGAAGAGAUUAAAUAUCGUCGAUUCGUGCGAUUCGCCAGCAAAAUACGAGCUUAUGUGUUGGUGAUGUGUUGGUCGAGGAUAGUGCUUCAGGAACAAUGCGAUCUUCGCGAUAACGAGGAUCAAAUCGGUUCGUCGGAGAGAAAGAGAGAGUUAAAGGGGCUGAGGACUCCCUGGGAGGCUGAAAAAGUAAGUCCUGGGGAAGCGGAUUCUUGCGAUUAAAGGCGAUAAACUCUCUUGUUAUAAUACGAUAUAACAUUGAGGACGACGGUGUUUUAUCCAACGUAGACAACAUGGGGAAUGGCAUGAAUAAGGUGCUUCCUGGCCUUUACGUUGGUAAUUAUCAGGACAGUAAGGACGCAGAUCAACUGGAAAGGUUCGAGAUAACUCAUAUCCUGGCGAUUCACGACACGGCUCGUCGAUUACAUUCUAAUAAGCAUUACUUAUGCAUCUUAGCCGCCGAUAGGCCGGAUCAGAAUUUAUCGCAAUAUUUUUCUCUCUGUAACGAUUUCAUCCACGCUGCUCGUUUGCGCGGUGGCAAUGUUCUAAUACAUUGCCUGGCGGGCAUGUCGAGAAGUGUGACGGUCGCAGUCGCCUAUAUCAUGAGCACCACAAAUCUAUCCUGGAAGGAGGCACUUAAGGUCGUGAGAGUAGGUCGUUCUAUCGCCAACCCAAACGCUGGCUUUCAACAACAGCUCGAGGACUUUGAAUCGAGCCGUCUUCAGGAGGAACGACGAAGAUUGAAAGAACGAUUUCCUAGUCUCGCACUCGCAGAGUCCGACGCGGAAGCAUGUAGAGCCACUCUUAAAAAUUACGAGGCGUUGGUGCAAGCACGAGAAGUUUGCGAAGGCAAAUGUGCUAUGGGCCGACCUUGUCCCACUGGUCUCUGCCGUCAACCGUCCAAGAGGACUCCCAGAAGACGAUCGUCCUCCAGUAGUUCCGGAAAUUUGACACCUGGUAGAACACCACCACAAACGCCAAGAAUGCUUCCAUCCGCACCACCCUCGCCAGCUCUACCUAGAUCAGCUAGCGUUAUGUCUACUACUCGGCCAAGAAGCGGUCCAGCAGGUUUACAUUCUUACACCGGAUCUGCGCCUCCCUCCAGGGCCGUUUCGAGGGUGGAUUUAUCAGCUGCCGUAGCUUGCAGUAGCAGUAAUACGAAUUUAGCUGCCGUUGGCAGGUCCAUCACACUUUCCGGUAGUAACUGGAGAUUAACAGCGGGAUCAGCACCGACCACACCAAGGCCGACACCUCCGGUAUCGCCUCAACGAUGGCCGAGGCGACUCUCCCGGCAAACACCACAAUUACCUGUACCAUCGGAAGCUCAUUCCUCGAUGACGUAGCAGCACAACAAGAUCACUCUUUUCAGUCUUCUGGAAUGAAGCCGAGAAACAUCAUCCAUGAGAGAAACGGUGCAGAUCUCUUCAACUUGUAUUCAAGACGCUUUGUCUUGAAUUUCUUCUCUUCCUUGACAAGUUUUUCCUUCUGUCUCUCUCUCUCUUUCUCUCUCUCUCUCUCUCUCUCUCUCUCUUUCUUUCUUUCUUUCUUUCUUUCUUAAUUUUAAGGUGGCUGCUUCACGAUCGUCAAGUAAGACCAUGGGAAAUAUUAGGACUGAUACUGCUUUUUUUAAAAUAGGUCUAAUAAUAAUCCGCCAAUCUGCGAUCGUUUCUGCAUCUCCGCUUCACCUCGAAUUCGGUGUAUACUUACUACUUAUUGGGUUAAUCAGUCGCCUUAUACGAUGUCAAUGAGUAAUAUGACAUCCCGCGGCCAAGAGGCAGAAAAACGCUGGCUAAUUUGUAUAUCAUACGGGUUUAACGGGUCGAGAGUAUUUAUGUUGGUAAUUCGCGAGAUUGAUAAUACAUUGAUGGGAAAAAAAAAAACUUUGACCGAUUUUGUACGUUUGUAAAAUCAUUAAUCGUCGUGGUAUCGGUACGAAAGAGAAAAAAACUCAAUGAGUCGAGUAAAAAAGUAAGAAGAUUUUACUCGAAAGAAAAUUUUUCUGAUAAGUAAACAUACGAUGAGAAUUCGAAGGAAAUUCUGGAAGCAAAGUGUGAUAUGUUGUUUUAUCACGUUAUCCCAUCACCAAUUUUGUUCGCAACCGUCCAAAUAAUUGUUGGCUUUGUAGCAGGAUCGCGCUAUUUAUCGCGAAUCGCUGUUGACACUCAGAAAAGUAUACAUAUAAACAUGUGUAUAUAUAUAUAUAUAUACAUAUACACAUGGCUGAGUGUCAUGUUGUUACGAGGGGUUUUCAAAGAGAAUAAUACGUAGUUAUAUGUAGAUUAACGAAAAAAAUAUAUAUAUACAUACAUACAUACAUACAUACAUACAUACAUACAUACAUACAUACAUACAUACAUACAUACAUACAUACAUACAUACAUACACACAUACAUAUAUAUAUAUAUAUAUAUAUAUUGUAAAAUAUAUAUAUAUAUAUAUUUCACAAGCACACGCACGAUUUACAAGUAAUGAUUGAUAUAUAAUGAAAAGAGGAAAAAAAAGUAGGACAAAAUUUGGCAUGCGUGUUUUAAAGACUCGCUCAAAUUUAUUUAUUAAAUGAUUCUUUUCUCUUUAUCUUACAAAUAGUCUCUCAUCGUUGCGUUUGCAAUUAUCGAAAUUUCUUUUUCCUAUAAAUUUAGAAGAAAAACAAUGAUUAAAGAGGAAACGUACAGACUACUUUCUCGUUCUUAACAAUCACGUAUUAACAAAUACAUACAUAAAUAUGUAUCCGCCGAUUUAAAUACCGGAUACUGGCUGUUAUAUUAGUUGUAAUAUUUUGUAAUAACACCGAAUAUAUUAUUGUUUUCAUAGAAACUUGCGUAUUCGCUAAGUGAAUAAGAUGAACGCGAAAGUAAAGACGGCGUAAAGCGAUGUUUUUAUCCAAGCAAUCACUGUGUACUUAGGGCAAUUAAUUCCACUGUGCUGCGAUGACACUGAAGGAACCAAAAAAAAAGAUCGCGUAGACUAGACGAUAAAUGCAAUAAAUUGUAAUCGUAUUUUUGUGCGCCUUUCGAAAAUUAGAAAGAACGUUUGAUCGUUCUUUCUGCGAAAUCUUCAUGAUACGCUUUCGAUUCGAAAAAAGAAAGAAAAAAAGUAAAAGCAUCUACUAUAUCUCUCUGUAAUUAAUUACUGUCGCGUAAAAAUCAUAUACGACUUUUCCCGUAUAUAGAUAUUUAGAAAGUAGUAGGAUAUCGAUGCGUCAGAUCGCUUCGAAAUCGAAGAGUAACAUUCUCGAAGAAGGUUUUCCAUCAUCUAUCAAACAUUAAGCAUACGAGAAUCUGUAGUAUACCUCUUAUAUUUUCACGGACAAGCGGCUUAACUGAAGUAAAUAUAUAAUAUUAAUGCGAGUAGAUCGGUGCGAUGAAUCGCGUAAAAAUAUUAUUGAUCGAAAUAUUUCGUUGUCGGAACGAAAAUAUACAAGUGAAAAAUUAAUUGGCCAUUAUAUUAAGAAAAUCAAACGAAGAAAACGUGUUAAAAAUUCCUACUUGUAAAUUCGUAUUUAUCUAAGAAAAGCUCUUCGAAUAAUCCGCUUGUUCGAAAGCACAGACAAAACAUCCUAAAAAAUAACAUAUUUUACUGUUGCAAUAUUCUACUUUUUUACAAUGCGUUCGUGUGCGUUAAUCGCGCGCUAUAUUUAUUACGUACGUAGAUGCUCCGUGAAAACUUUAUUCGUGUUCUUUGGCAAUUUCUGAACGUGUAUAAUGAAAUUUCGAAAUUGUAAUAAAGAACGAAGAAUUGUUGUGUCGAGGAUUUAUAGAAAUAUCGAUCGGAAGAAGAAAAUAUCUAUUUAACGCAAGUACGUGCGAUUUUAUUAUUAAAAAAUAUCAAAGUUUAGAAGCAGCACUUGGAAAGGAAAGUUUUCUAUAACGAAACCAUAUAAAAUUAUAUCAUUGUUUCAUAUCAAUAGAUCGCUGGUCGAUAAAAAUUUUGAAAUCAACAUAUGUACGCGUUCGUGAGACGGUAUCAAUUAUUUUUUUACGGUUGGUUAUAACGUCGGUGAUCGAGCGAUUCAAAAUUCUUGGCGAUUCUGAUUAAUGAAAUAACAAAGAACGUCGUUAAUGAUGUUACAUGAAAUUUUCAAUCUACUGCAUUUAUUUUUCUAUUCUCUCCUCCUCCUCUCGUUGUCAUCUAUUCACGGAAAAUAAAUGCAUAGAAUAUAUGGAAUAAUGUUAAUUACGAUAUGAACGAUUAAAUGCUACGCCCUAACACAUAAAUUUGUUACUCACAUAAAAAUGGCUAAUUACUAAUUAAGAUAUUCUAUGAUUUAACUUAGAAAUGCUGAUCAUGAUUAUUAAGAAAUGUAAACGUUACGCAUGCAGUUCAUUUUCAAUAAUUCCAUUCGAAUCGUACUCGUCUCAUCAGGAAUAUACUACUUGACAUUAUUUCACUGAAAUGUAAUCUAAUCUCUUUUUCGAAUUUUGUUUCUAAACGACCAUGACACAAAUAUGAAGUAUAUUCGAACGACUCUAUACCAUUCAUUAUAAUGUACAAGUGUGAAGUCUACAAUUUUAUUUCACGAUCGUCCCAACCUGCGAAGUAAUCUAAACUGUUCGAUUAUUAUAUGUAUCGUUUAUAGUGAAAGGGAGCGAUAUAUGAAACAAAUCGCUCAAAUGUGAACAACAUUUUUGUUGUGUGAACAACAACUUAACGUUAAAUUUAUACGUUGUUGAUAACUAUAAAUAUGUAUGAGAUGGGCAUAUAAAAAAUUUUACAUACAUAUAUCGACAUAUACACAUACGUCGAUCAUGCGAUCAGCUUACAAAGUCAAUCGUUUUAGAUAUUCAUAGAUGGACAUAAAUGCACCGUUGCAUUCGUUCAAGUAUUUUUGAUACAUCCGAAUAAAUCUGUGAUGCGUCUUAUUUAAACGCACUACAUUUCAUAUCAUCGUUCGUCGGUGUUACAUCUCGAUGAAUUGUCUAAUGUUAAUUGAAAAGUAUUAUACUCGCAUCAUUGAAAUAGAAAUAAAGUUUGAGAAAGCUUAGCACAUAUGAUUUCAUAACCAUCACUAUGAAAAAAAACCUACGUUCGUUCGUUUACCUAUACAUGUAUUAAACCAUUUCGAAUUUCAUCUUAAGUUAAUCUUUUCAUCCGAUAACGUACACGUCUUUCAUACAUUUUUAUAAAUCCAGGAGUGUAACAGAGGCAGAGGCAGAGGCAGAGGGAGAGAGAGAGAGAGAGAGAGAGAGAGAGAGAGAGAUAGAGAGAGAACGAGUGAAGUACUUUAGUUGGAAUGUCACGCGUUUAAACUGAGAUAUGCAAAAUCAUACAUGCACAAAAGUAAGAAAAUACGUGUACGGAGGGAUUAAAAGGAUUCUAAGGACUAAACUGAAGAAAUAUGUUUUUUAACAUCUGACGAAAAAACGUUCGAAGAAAGAUAACUAUGCAAGUGCAAUCGUUAAAGAAAUCGCCAAAUUUUGCUAAUACUGCAUAGUUCAAUUCAUAUCGUAUAUUAUUGGAAGAUACUUUUGGCUAGCUUUUAGUCACAGAGCAAAGUUAAAACGUUAAAGCAAAAACAUGCAAUAUUUUUCCAUGUGCAUUUAUAAUAAAUCUAUAAAAAUCAACGGAGUGAAGAUUUUCGCUUCGUCUAAUCGACAAUUCGCACGAAACUUUGAAAAAAUGUCUGUACCUGAAUCUAUCCAAAGCCGAAUCGCGAUCCGUUAUACGCUUAUAGAAAAAGGGUGUGUGAUAAGUUCGAGAGAGAAAAAAAAAAAAAAGAAAAUUUUUCUAACUUCACAAAAGGGCAUCCGCGUCCCAUAAAAUGGACUAUGAUAUUCAUUUAUCAUAAAAUAUUGUCCUUGUACUUCGUUAUCGGUCGAUACACUACAAAAACUAUAUCGAAGCUACGAGACAAUUAAUAAAAAUUUGUUCCUGGCACCAAGGCUUUAUACCUUGCAUUCUUCAUUAUUCCACCUUUUUGGUCAACAUUUUUUUAAUUAUAACAUUUUUCAGUUUUAUUUUAAUGGAUCCAAGUAUAAUUAGUAUAUGAAAGGAAUUAGUAAAGAAAGCUCGUCAUCUAAAAACAAGAAAUAGCUGUUUAUAAACUCUAUGGCAUAUGUACAUUUGUUAUUUUAUCGAAAUUUGAUAAGAUACAGAUGUGAUACGGUGUAAGGUACAAAUAAAAUGAUAGUUUUCCAAUA